AGAUGUUGAUCGACGGUUGAGGCGGGGUUAUGGAUGUUGAAAUAAGGAAGCCAAGGCUAGGGUUUGAUAUCUUUUGGGGCGAAGGCGGCGUUUUGGGGUGAUACUCAUCAGCAGAUAUGCAGAUAUUCGUCAAGACCUUGACUGGCAAGACCAUCACCUUGGAGGUGGAGAGCUCUGAUACCAUCGAUAAUGUGAAGACUAAGAUCCAGGACAAGGAGGGAAUUCCUCCUGACCAGCAGCGCCUCAUCUUUGCGGGCAAGCAGCUCGAGGACGGUAGGACGUUGGCGGACUAUAACAUCCAGAAGGAGUCGACUCUCCACUUGGUGCUUCGUCUUCGUGGAGGGAUGCAGAUCUUCGUCAAGACGCUCACUGGGAAGACAAUCACUCUCGAGGUGGAGAGCUCGGACACCAUCGACAACGUCAAAACAAAGAUCCAGGACAAGGAAGGAAUCCCACCGGACCAGCAGCGUUUGAUCUUUGCCGGGAAGCAGCUCGAGGACGGUCGGACCCUUGCGGAUUACAACAUCCAGAAGGAAUCAACUCUUCACUUGGUGCUUCGUCUUCGUGGAGGGAUGCAGAUCUUCGUCAAGACCCUGACUGGCAAGACCAUCACCCUUGAGGUGGAGAGCUCGGACACCAUCGACAACGUCAAGACUAAGAUUCAGGACAAGGAGGGUAUCCCCCCGGACCAGCAGCGCUUGAUCUUUGCCGGAAAGCAGCUCGAGGAUGGACGCACUCUGGCGGACUACAACAUCCAGAAGGAGUCGACGCUCCACCUGGUUCUCAGGCUUCGUGGUGGGAUGCAAAUCUUCGUGAAGACCCUGACAGGCAAGACCAUCACUCUCGAGGUGGAGAGCUCGGACACCAUCGACAACGUCAAGACAAAGAUCCAGGACAAGGAGGGAAUCCCACCUGACCAGCAGCGUCUCAUCUUUGCGGGGAAGCAGCUCGAGGAUGGACGCACCCUGGCGGACUACAACAUCCAGAAGGAGUCGACGCUCCACCUGGUGCUUCGUCUUCGUGGUGGGAUGCAAAUCUUCGUGAAGACCCUGACAGGCAAGACCAUCACUCUCGAGGUGGAGAGCUCGGACACCAUCGACAACGUCAAGACAAAGAUCCAGGACAAGGAGGGAAUCCCACCUGACCAGCAGCGUCUCAUCUUUGCGGGGAAGCAGCUCGAGGAUGGUCGAACUCUUGCAGACUACAACAUCCAGAAGGAGUCGACUCUCCACUUGGUGCUUCGUCUUCGUGGAGGGAUGCAGAUCUUUGUCAAGACCCUGACUGGCAAGACCAUCACCCUUGAGGUGGAGAGCUCGGACACCAUCGACAACGUCAAGACCAAGAUCCAGGACAAGGAAGGAAUCCCUCCGGACCAGCAGAGGCUGAUCUUUGCCGGCAAGCAGCUCGAGGAUGGACGAACUCUAGCCGAUUACAACAUCCAGAAGGAGUCGACGCUCCACCUGGUGCUUCGUCUUCGUGGAGGGAUGCAGAUCUUCGUCAAGACACUCACUGGGAAGACGAUCACUCUGGAAGUUGAGAGCUCGGACACCAUCGACAACGUGAAGACUAAGAUCCAGGACAAGGAGGGCAUCCCCCCGGACCAGCAGCGCCUCAUCUUUGCGGGGAAGCAGCUCGAGGAUGGUCGCACCCUGGCGGACUACAACAUCCAGAAGGAGUCGACGCUCCACCUGGUGCUUCGUCUUCGUGGAGGCAUGCUUGCCUGAUCCAACGAUAAGUUUCAUGACGAUGGCAAAGCUUUCUCUUGUAUCAUGAAAAUCUUAUUCGAAUAGAGGAAGCAAUGUUAUUACAAGUUUCUAA
Molecule: messenger RNA, 1818 nt
Organism: Selaginella moellendorffii
Lineage: Eukaryota; Viridiplantae; Streptophyta; Lycopodiopsida; Selaginellales; Selaginellaceae
Product: polyubiquitin
Exons: 2
Coding region: 117-1724 (535 amino acids)
Biological process (GO): protein ubiquitination; modification-dependent protein catabolic process
Cellular component (GO): cytoplasm; nucleus
Molecular function (GO): protein tag activity; ubiquitin protein ligase binding
Source: RefSeq, a predicted model, not a curated record